UGCAGUGAGUGGCAUCUGAUGGACGUCGUAGCAACUGGUGCUUUCUUAUGCAAAUCGGUCUCAUUCAUGGGUACCAAAAGGUAAAGGACAAGCAGAGGUUUCAGGAGAAGAAGCGCACUUUUUAUCCCAAGGACGGAGGCUGGGUUGCUAUCCAACAGUCUGUUUAGUGUUAACGUUACGCAAGGAGGUUAAAGAAUCACUUGCGUUACGUAAAACUAAAACUAUCCAAAACAAUCAUGCCCGAAGGACCAAGCGUACUACAAUGGGGAGAAGUCGCCCGACAGUUUACUGGGCGUGAGAUCAACCGGGUCGAAGGGAACACAAAGACCGUGAACAAGGAAGAACUUGUAGGCUGCAGACUCAACGAUGUCAAGGUGUACGGCAAGGAACUUUUCCUGCAGUUUGUACAAAAGUCGCCAGUGCGCGGUGAUGAGCGGAGCACGUGGAUAAGGUACCACUUCUUGAUGUGGGGCAGUCUGCGAGCCAACGAGUACAAGGGAAUUUCAAGACAGUCCAAGACCGGUAAAGUUCCCGUUCCGCGGUUGGUACUGCACUUUGCAAAGGAGGAAUUUUUGGCUUUCUAUGGAGGGAGCAUGGGUGAGGUAGACUCUCCAGCUUGCGACCAGGGCACUGAUAUUCUUACAGCUUCCUUCGAUGUUGAGAAGGCGACAGACGCGAUACAACAUGCCCAACCAGUCUGCUACACUCUCCUAGACCAGACUUGUUUCUCAGGAUUGGGUAACAUCAUCAAGAACGAGGUGCUGUACGCGGCCAAGGUGCAUCCUCUGCAACCUGGCAACAUGUUGUCAAGGCAACGGGCAUUGUGCGUGGUGGAGCAAGCCUUGGCGUUCAGCUCGACAUGGAUGGAACACAAAGACGAGCACAAGAAGUUCAAGGAGCACUGGCAGAUCUACUUUAAGAAGGACUGUCCGUUGGGUCACAAGACGUCCCGCGAUUGGUUCGGGCCCGAGGACGGUCUGCAGCGCGUGACGACCUGGUGUUCCACAUGUCAGCUGCUAGAGGGCGCAUCGCAGGAGCAAGUCUACCCAAGGAAGAUUGGACACGUGGGAAAGAGGAAACGUUCAGCAUCACAGAAGGGAGGAAAGUCACGUCGUUGUGCAAGUACUGUGAAAAAACUGGACGUUCCUGAGAAUAGCAAGAGCAGUACAGAUAGAGGAAAAAGGAGUAAAGUGUCACAAACAGGGAAGCAGCUGACAGGAACACAGAAGAGAAAGAAACUUGAGAAAAAGCCAGUCAUAGAUCCUGAAUCUGAGGAGGAUUUUUGCACAGGCAAGAAAGUCAAGUUUCAGCCCAGAAAGCAGCAUCAUAGAGGAAAAUCUGGGGAUCAGAAAUGCUCUAAAAGGAGAACAAGACCAUGAUUCUAGAGUUCCACUGUUGGUGUUGAAAUUCAUAAUUUUUAGAAGAAACAACACAAGUGACACAACUUUGAGAACAAAGAAGACAAGGUUUUUUGUUUGUUUUUGGGAUCACGAAGUAGAAUCUUAUCUCAUGAAGCCAGUGUAAUUACCGCUAGGCUAAAAGUUCAGGACCUGUCAGGCUGGUCAGAUGGUGGGACUUGAACUUACAUAUACACAAAAUUGUAAUUGCAAGAAAAUCCCUUCUUGUGGUCAGAAGAAAGUGUGCAAAAAGAAAGUUUUGCUAUAGACUGAUGUAAUUACUAAUAUGACCAAAAAAUUUCAUUGGGACUGCAAGCACUGUACCUUAGUGACCUUUAUAUGCUGUUAAGAGGGGAAAUGUCUGUCGUGGUUUAACAUUUGUGCCAUUUCACAGUGAGAUUUUGCAAAAUUUAGAGUAAAAAGCUAGCGUUCUAACGGUACUCAUGAGGAGACUUUUAAUUAAAAUUCUUUUAACACCACAUGUAAUUAGAAAGAUCUGGUCAGUUAGGAGGGUCAUAUCAACAUUUUUCAUGGUUGAUCAGAUAUUGUUUCUAAAGUACCUACGAGCAAAGUACCACUAUUUUAGUUCAUAAUUAGUGUAAUAGUCGCAAAUUAUAGUUCGCUGACCCAUUAUGCUAAAAAUGCUAGCUGCAACCCUGUGCACAAUGAUGUUUAGAAUGUGUAAUCCACAAUUAGCAGCACCAAAGCUGUUAAAGAAAAACAUAGCUACACAGAUAUAAAAACAGGUGAGAUUUUUUAUUCUAUUUUGCAUAGUGGGUGAGUCCAUCAGACGAGACUUACAAAGACAGGCACAGCAAUUUGAGAGGAAUGCUCUUAACCAACUAUUGACCCUAUAAACAAUGUCCUCCAUGAUUAGCAGAACUAGUCUAUUAUAAUCAGGUAUUUUCACUGAAGCGACUAUGAGGAAAGUAUUGUCUGCCAUGUUACAACUUGGACGGUUAAACCUGGUUGUUACUGGGUAAUUUAGUGAAUGUGGCUACAGUCACAUAAUCAUGAUAUUUGACAAAUGUGUAUUCAUACUCAUAGGCCUGAAACUUGCAGGUUCAAUGGACCAACAUGACGAAUGUCACCUCACGUGACAAAUACCAAAAUUAAGGGACGGACAGUGCAUUAGAUUACUUACACCUCGCAAAAUACAUAUUAUACAAUAAUUACAAUUGCAACAUUUCUACAGCUACAGAGCUCUGUGAUUUUUCUCAGCUUUUCACCUUUUCUCUGCAUUUUUCUCCUUCCUUAUACAAUCUUUCCUACUGCUGCAUUUCAAGACAUUCUUUCCUAUGCCCAAGUUCACAGUUCUGAGUGUGCAUGCAUAGGUGUCAUGCAGGGUGAUAUAAGGAAAAGGUUUAUUGCAACUGCCUUGUACGUACCCUGGGAGCCAGACAGGACCGGGUAGCUAGCAAGUUUUGUUCGGGGAGCCAAGGCAGUCAGCCUGCCGAUCUCACAUUAGCGCUCCGGGGGAGUUUAAGCCCGAAGUAGUUAUCGCUACAGGUAGACCUAAUCGGGCUUAAACUCCCCGGGGCGCUAAUAGGAGCUCGUCGGGCCUGACUGUCUUGGGCCACUGAAUAAACUGUCCUAGCUGCCCGAUCCCGGAUGGCCCCCAAGGUACCUUGUACAAAGCAUGAGCCAGGGGCCUUGAACUUUGACCCUAUAUCACAAAGCAUCACAACUGCACGUGUGCACUUGAACUGUGAAAUGGCUUAUUGUAGGCAUAAAAUAUCUUAACUAACUUUAAAGUUUUCACUGUUAUUACUUUGAACUGCAUU
Molecule: messenger RNA, 3181 nt
Organism: Branchiostoma floridae (Florida lancelet)
Lineage: Eukaryota; Metazoa; Chordata; Leptocardii; Amphioxiformes; Branchiostomatidae
Product: endonuclease 8-like 2
Exons: 2
Coding region: 237-1379 (380 amino acids)
Biological process (GO): base-excision repair
Cellular component (GO): nucleus
Molecular function (GO): zinc ion binding; DNA-(apurinic or apyrimidinic site) endonuclease activity; damaged DNA binding
Source: RefSeq, a predicted model, not a curated record